Molecule: messenger RNA, 1089 nt
Organism: Pecten maximus
Lineage: Eukaryota; Metazoa; Mollusca; Bivalvia; Pectinida; Pectinidae
Product: mucin-2-like
Exons: 1
Coding region: 1-1089 (362 amino acids)
Source: RefSeq, a predicted model, not a curated record
AUGCCACCCGUCACCAUCAUUAGCAUGCCACCAGUCGCCAUCACAAGAAUGCCACUUGUCAACACCACUAUCAUGCCACUGGUUGCCAACACUAGUAGGUCACCCGUUGCCAACACUAGUAGGCCACCCGUUUCCACCACUAGCAUGCCACAUGUCACCACCACUAGCAGGCCACCCAUUACCACCAUUAGUACUGGCAGGCCACCCGUCGCUAUCACUAGCAUGCUAGCCGUCGCCAUCAAUAGCAUGCAACCCGUCACCAUCACUAGCAUGCCACCCGUCGCCAUCACUAGCAUACCACCAGUCGCCAUCACAAGAAUGCCACUUGUCAACACCACUAUCAUGCCACUGGUUGCCAACACUAGUAGGCCACCCGUUGCCAACACUAGUAGGCCACCCGUUUCCACCACUAGCAUGCCACAUGUCACCACCACUAGCAGGCCACCCAUUACCACCAUUAGUACUGGCAGGCCACCCGUCGCUAUCACUAGCAUGCUAGCCGUCGCCAUCAAUAGCAUGCAACCCGUCACCAUCACUAGCAUGCCACCCGUCGCCAUCACUAGCAUGCCACCAGUCGCCAUCACUAGAAUGCCACUUGUCACCACCACCAGCAUGCCACAUGUUGCCACCACUAGUAGGCCAACAGUUGCCAACACUAGUACUAGCAGGCCACCCGUUGCCACCACUAGCAUGCCACAUGUCACCACCACUAGCUGGCCACCCAUCACCACCACUAGUACUGACAGGCCACCCGUCAUCACCACUAGUACUGACAGGUCACCCGUCAUCACCACUAGUACUGAGAGGCCACCCGUCAUCACCAAUAAAACUUGCAGGCCAACCGUCGCCACCACUGGUACUGGCAGGCCAACCGUCGCCAUCACUAGGAUGCCAACCGUCGCCAUCACUUGCAUGCCACUCGUCACCAUCAAUAGCAUUCCACCAGUCGCGAUCACUAGAAUGCCACUUGUUACCACCACUAGCAUGCCACUUGUUGCCAACACUAGAGGCCACCCGUUGCCAACACUAGUAGGCCGACCACUGCCACCACUAGUACUAGCAGGCUACCCGUUACCACCACUAGCAUGA